AUGUCUUACAUACACUUAAAGCUAUCUUUAUUGGAUCAGCAAACUACUCAACCACAACCCACCAGAAAAAAAGUGUUAUUGUUUGAUGCAAUCCGCGGACUCCAGUAUAUUGAGGACUAUAUUGAUGAAAGACAACAUGAUUGGUUGUUAGAUCAUAUUGAUAAACAGCCAUGGCUUGAUGACCUAAAGCGGCGUGUUCAGCAUUACGGUUUUAAGUAUGACUACAAAGCGCGGAAAGUUAAUCUUGAUAUGCGUAUUGGUGAGUUACCAGAAUGGCUGAAAAGGUUCAGGGACAAAUUAUACAAAGACGGACAGAUGCCCAGAGCUGCAGAUCAAGUAAUCGUCAAUGAAUACCUGCCUGGGCAAGGCAUUGCAAGUCACAUUGAUUGUGAACCCUGUUUUGAGGGGACGAUAGUCUCUUUGAGUUUAGGGUCGGGUUGUAUUAUGGAUUUCACAAACAAAUCCGAUAAAACAAAAAAGAUUCCGGUCUGGCUUGCCCCAAGAAGUUUGGUUGUGUUGAAUGGCGAAGCGAGACAUGAGUGGUUACACGGGAUCGCCGCAAGAAGAUCAGAUGAAUGGGAUGGUCAAAAAUAUGAGCGGCGGCGACGGGUAUCACUAACAUUUAGAAAGGUGAUUAUAAAAUAA
Molecule: messenger RNA, 645 nt
Organism: Geodia barretti
Lineage: Eukaryota; Metazoa; Porifera; Demospongiae; Tetractinellida; Geodiidae
Source: the annotation of a GenBank genome assembly